AUGUUUGAUGUUAUAGUGAUUGGAGCAGGGGUUAUUGGAAGUUCCGCCGCUUAUCAAAUCGCGAAACGAGGCUUUAAAACCAUUCUCCUCGAGCAGUUUGACUUCUUGCACCACUGUGGCUCAUCCCACGGUGAGUCAAGAACAAUCCGUGCAACCUAUCCCGAAGACUACUAUUCGAACAUGGUUCUUGAAUCCUCCCGUCUUUGGGAAGAAGCAGAAGCUGAAAUCGGAUACAAGGUCUACUUCAAGACGAUUCAAUUCGAUAUGGGGCCAUCAGAUGACAAAUCUCUACAAGCUGUCAUUAGCAGUUGCAAGAAAAACUCGAUUCUGGUUAGGGUUCUUGAUCAUUCUCAGGUUUAUGAGGAAUUUGACGGCGUUUUCAAGUUGCCUGAGGAUUGGAUUGGUGUUGUAACAGAGCACGGGGGAGUACUUAAGCCGACAAAAGCUGUGUCCAUGUUUCAAACACUUGCACUCAAGAAUGGUGCAAUGCUUAGGGACAACAUGGAAGUGAUAGAAAUUAAGAAAGAUGAAGUACAAGGAGGGGUUUUGGUGCGUACAAGGAAUGGCGAGGAAUUUUAUGGUAAGAAAUGUGUUGUGACAGUUGGGGCAUGGAUGAAAAAUUUGGUCCAUGAAGUUACAGGCCUAAUGCUGCCCAUACAGCCGUUGGAAACUACUGUAUAUUAUUGGAAGAUCAAACAAGGGUUUGAGGACAAAUUCACAAUCCAAAAUGGUGGUUUUCCUACAUUUGCAAGCUAUGGCGAGCCUUAUAUAUAUGGCACGCCAUCGUUGGAGUUCCCUGGAUUGAUCAAAAUUGCGGUGCACGGAGGGUGGCCCUGCGAGCCUAACGAACGGACAUGGGUGGCGGCCAGCCCUACGGCGGUGGAUUCUUUGAAGAAAUGGAUUGAAGCAAGAUUUCAAGGACUUGUUGAUCCAAGUGGACCUGUUAUGUCUCAAUCUUGCAUGUACUCGAUGACCCCGGACGAGGAUUUCGUUAUAGAUUUUUUGGGCGGCGAUUUUGGGAAGGAAGUGGUGGUCGCGGGUGGAUUUUCAGGGCAUGGGUUCAAGAUGGCACCUUUGGUCGGGCGGAUACUGGCGGAGCUGUUGGCGGAUGGGGUGGCACAGGGUGUUGACUUGAAGUACUUCGGUAUAGGAAGAUUCGAUGGUAAUCCACGGGGAAAUGUGAAAGGUUUUGAUUGUCAAGUCACAUUAGCUGAUUCUCGAUGUGACUAA
This is a messenger RNA of Fraxinus pennsylvanica, 1230 nucleotides long. Lineage: Eukaryota; Viridiplantae; Streptophyta; Magnoliopsida; Lamiales; Oleaceae. The record is from the annotation of a GenBank genome assembly.